This is a messenger RNA of Closterium sp. NIES-65, 582 nucleotides long. The record is from the annotation of a GenBank genome assembly. NCBI's taxonomy places the organism in Eukaryota, Viridiplantae, Streptophyta, Zygnematophyceae, Desmidiales, Closteriaceae.
AUGCGGUUCUCUUCGUUAUACUCGCUCGAGUGCCCUAAUCUAGUCCGAAGCGCGUCUCCCUACCGUUCAGAUUAUCCGCCCGCACCUUCUCUCUUCAUCCCGCUUCCUCCUCCUCGCGUUUCGGAUGCUGUUGUUCCUCCACACCUUCCCUCCUCCUCAACAUGCUCCUCUCAACUGCUCAACUGCACACUCUUCACAAUUCUCCCUCCUCCUCUUGUUUCUCCCUUCAGCGGCACAGCAGCAGACUUCUCCGCCGCUAUCCCUCCUCCUCUGGUUUCUCCCCUCAUCGACGCAGCAGCAGACUACUCCGCCAUUUUCCCUCCUCCUCUGGUUUCUCCCGUCAUCGGCGCAGUAGCAGACUACUCCUCCAAUUUCCCUCCUCCUCUGGUUUCUUCCCUCAUCGGCGCAGCAGCAGACUACUCCGCCAUUUUCCCUCCUCCUCUGGUUUCUCCCCGCUUCAGCUCACCAGCAGACUACUCCGCCACUUUCACUCCUCUUGUUUCUCCCCUCAGCGGCUUAGCAGCAGACUACCCCGCCCUUAUUCCUCCGCCUCUUAUACCUCUCCCCACAUCUGCUCUGUAG